AUGAGAGGAGUGAUGUCAUUCGAUAAGAGGAAUUCAAAGACAUUGAUAUUUCGAAUUGGAAUGAAUUUGGAGGUAUAAUCAUAUCCCUCUGCUUUUUAAGCUAUUUUGCUAUUGAGUGCAGGAGCAAAUUAUUUAUUGAUCAAAAUCUUUUAGAGAAUACAAAAUUUAUUUUUGUGGAAAAGUGAGGAUCCAAAAAACAAUCCCUCUAAAAUGUUAACUGUAAAUUGCUUAUUAUCUAUGACAAUAUUAUGUAAGAAUUAGAAUUAUACAAAAGUUAAGCUCUUUUCGUGUUACUACUCAAUAGCAGGUUUUUUUUUUAGUUAGUUUUGGAAAUGGGAUUGCGAGACUAAAAUAGAAUCAUUAACAUUAUCACCAUCAUUUUACAUCAUUAUCCAAAUUUGUUAAGCUUAAACAUUGAACCUUACAUUUUGUUUUUGUAGUAAUUUAUGGCUUAAACUAUGGAGAAUGAAAUUGAGAAUAGAACAGAAUAACUCUCUUUUAAGUCUAACCAAAAUUCUAUAACUAUUUCUUUCCACAUUAAUAGUCAUCAUUCCUAUACUUACUAUCACUUCAUUGAUUUUGGAAUCCUAUGUUAAUAACAUAAGAGAAUAUUGUUUGGGUGCUUUAACAAUGUUGAGUACUGUUUCUUUUGCUUUCAUUUGUAUUAUUCUAUACUCAAAACUCAAAGAUCAAUAUAGUGUUGGUGAUCAUUACAGAGCUAAUCUUAAGUUUUUAUCGGUAGCAGUAAUAAUUUGCACUCUUUUUCGACCAUCAUUUAACUUUUUAUUCUCUCAGGAAUUCUUUUGGAGGUUGAAACCAGGACUUGAAUGCGAAGCAGAAGAUGGCACAAUUAUAACAAAAUUACCUGAUACAGGUUUUACUUGGGCGAUUUUUUAAUUAAUAUAUUCUUGUAUUACGGAUUUCAUUCCUAUUUACAUUUUAUCUUUGUUGUUUUCCCCGAAUGUAACGAAAAGGAAGACUCUGGUGAAUGUAAGCGAUGGGUGGGAUACUGGGUUAGAAUGA
Messenger RNA from Paramecium tetraurelia, 1023 nucleotides. RefSeq lists its product as uncharacterized. Lineage: Eukaryota; Ciliophora; Oligohymenophorea; Peniculida; Parameciidae. The record is from RefSeq and is a predicted model, not a curated record. The transcript is spliced from 3 exons.